CGCAGAUCUGUGAGACGGUAAAUAAACGGUGUUCUUGGCAGAGUUAUUAAAGAAAGUAGAAAAAUGCGACUAGUUAAUGCUUGUUAAGCUAGUGCACCUUGGAUAUAACUUCCUUCUGAACGCCAAUUAGUCUUCACAGCAGUAAUGUCUGGAUUUGGGCAAGAUGACGGGUUUUACAGUGGAGGUUAUGACAACCAAAAUCAAAACCAAGAUAUAAGCUAUGGACAGUCUGGGUAUGCCCAGGGUCAAGAUCCCCAGUUUGGUCAAUUUGAUUACAACCAGCAGGGCUACGGGGUGGACAGUAGCUACGGUCAGUCUAGUGGUCAGCCGGGCUACAACCCGUCCAUCCUCACACCUGACCAGUCUGCCUUUGCUGCUCCGCCAACUGGGGAUAACUACGAGGAUGAACCUCCACUCAUGGAAGAACUGGGUAUAAACUUUGACCACAUUGUGCAAAAGACAUUGGCAGUGCUAAACCCUCUGAAGCAGACAGACCACACUAUCAUGCAGGAUACAGACCUUGCCGGACCCCUUGUGUUUUGUCUUGCAUUCGGAGGAUUUCUUAUGCUGUCUGGCAAACUACAUUUCGGCUACAUAUAUGGUAUUGGCGUGGUUGGGUGCCUGGCAAUGUAUGCCCUCCUGAACCUGAUGUCUAUGACUGGGGUAUCUAGCGGCUGUAUCAUCUCUGUUCUCGGAUACUGUCUCCUCCCCAUGGUCAUCCUCUCAUUCUCCUCCAUAGUGUUUUCGCUACAGGGUUUACUUGGGAUCAUUUUGACAUCGGUGACGGUGAUGUGGUGCAGCGUAUCAGCCUCAAAGUUGUUCGUAUCGGCCCUUGAGAUGCACCAGCAACAGCUCCUCGUUGCCUACCCUUGCUGCCUUGUCUACGCCGUCUUCGCUCUUCUUACUGUGUUUUAGAGACCUUUUAUGUUUAAUCAUUAUAAUUAUGGAAUAAGGCUAUACUACAAUACUUAAGCUUUGUGAACAAUAAUAAGCUGUACAACACUGACAGAGCCAGAAAUGGUGUAAAGAUCAAGGAGAUAACUUAAGGUGUUGUUACUGAUUAUCUCUCUCCUUGUCAAACUGAUUCUUACAAUAUAUGGUCAGUACAAUUGAGUAUUAAUUGACUUAAUUAUAAUGUUUUUUAGAGGUCAAGUCGUGUUUCAAGAAAAAUUUUGGGUGCAAAGGCAAGUCCAAGUCUGUUUUUUUUAGUCCUUUACUCAAAAAUAUAUGCGACAUGCCUGAAAUAUUUUGAAAUUGUGCUACGGGUUAGUUUUCAAUCAUAAAAGUGGUUAUUUUCAAAUAUUGUACCAACAUUACAGACAUUUUGCAUUUUUUGUUUUGAACUUUGGUCAAAUUUCUCUCUUACUGUCAAUUUAUCAAAAGUUUAUAUGUUAAGUAUUCAUUUUUUUCAUUUCAGCUUGAUUGUUUUUUUGUUUUUUUUUGCAUAGUGGUUUAUUAAAUCCAUGUUACGUAAACAAAAUAACAAAGUGUCAAACAUUUCGAAGAAAAAAACAAAAGUACAAGUCACAUAUACUCCUAAAGUGGGGUUUGGCCUUUAAUCUCAUGACCUGAGUCAUGAGCUUCAGCUUGGUAGUUAGGAAUGGCUGAAAUUAAAAGAUUUGUUUAUUCUUAUACACUUUAUAAGUGAUUUUAACUUAAGCUUUUAACCUUGAAGUUUAAUCUGUUGUAUUAAAAUAUUCCUUUUUCCAACAGUGAAUAAAUUUCUUUGAAAUAGGAUAUUAUGACGAUUUUAAGCAAUAGGUUACUCAUUUUAUAUGUAAAUUAGAUCUGCAAAAGUAGAUAAACUGUUACAUUUGCAUGUUUGUGCCAAAGUUGUAUUUAUUUAUGAUUGGGCUUAAGUAGAUUUUCAGUCUGAAAAUGCUUGCUAUUAAGAAUACAAGUCUGCGCAUGUUAAAUGCUGCUGUUUCGAAUCAUUGUGUCAUGAUAUAUGAGCCGCUUACAGCAAUUGUGAUUAACUUCAGUUUAGCACCACAAAAUAAUUAUUGUAAAUUGUGGAAAAACAAGAGUGUUAAUAAUUGCAGAUUGGUCAAAUGGAAGACUGUUUAUUAGUGCAGAUUGGUACAUUACAUGACUUUUCUUUUUAACUUUAUCUUUGUAUGAAGUGCAUCAAAAACAAUUUUUCAACACAAAUUUAUAAUUUGAUGAAUUUUUGCAUUCUGAAAUUGUCCUUUGUUUAUAAAUGUUUUUAAGGUGUCAGCGAUGUUUUUUCAAAAUGCCUUUACUCUUCAGAACAUUAUUGUUACAUAUCAGAGCAAAACUCUAUUUGAAAGUACAUGUUCAAGUGAUUUAACAGCACAGUAGUCAUUUAAUGCUGUUUAAGUUUCAAUAAAAAGGAAACACAUCUUCAUUUUAUUUCUGUUCAUUUAUAUAAAAUAACGUUAUAAUAUAUCAGUCUGCAUGCAAAUGCAAAACAAUAUCGAAAUCGAAAGUAUCAUGCAAGUAUGUUUACAUUAUCAUGACAAUAAUUUCUGACCAAUAAAAUGUACAGAACUCAACAUAACUCUUUUUUCAUG
Molecule: messenger RNA, 2534 nt
Organism: Mya arenaria
Lineage: Eukaryota; Metazoa; Mollusca; Bivalvia; Myida; Myidae
Product: protein YIPF5-like
Exons: 7
Coding region: 145-915 (256 amino acids)
Biological process (GO): vesicle fusion with Golgi apparatus; endoplasmic reticulum to Golgi vesicle-mediated transport
Cellular component (GO): trans-Golgi network; membrane
Source: RefSeq, a predicted model, not a curated record